AUGUGGGCCCCAGCCCCUGAGGCCUGGCUGGGAAAUGAUGCCUUUCCCGCGGCUGUAGGAGUGCUGUGGGCAGCUAUGGCCCUGGAGGGGCGCUAUCUCCGGAGGGGAUCCCCGGCCAUGAUCAGAAAGGGCCAUCAGCGGCGUCGCACAAAGCCAACUCUGGCUCAGGUCACUUCCACUCUGCUGUCAAGGACACGCCUACACGGCCUGCGGCAUGUUUGCGUCCCCGGCGGCUCGGUCGGCCGCAGGGCCUUCUGGCUGCUGGCCCUCUGCACCUCCCUGGGGUUGCUUUUAUCCUGGUCCUCCAACCGCCUCCUGCACUGGCUUUCCUUCCCGACAUACACACGGGUCCACACUGAGUGGGCCAAAGAACUGGCCUUCCCUGCAGUCACUAUCUGCAACAACAACCCUAUCCGCCUCUACAAACUCACCAAGAGCGACCUGUACUUCGCCGGCCACUGGCUCGGCCUGCUGCUGGCUAACCGGACAGUGAGGCCCAUGAUUCUGGACUUGCUUCAGGAGGACCGUCGGGCCUGGUUCAGGAAGCUGUCCGACUUCAGGCUCUUCCUGCCACCCAGAAACUUUGAGGGAACCAACCUGGAGUUUAUGGACAGACUGAGCCACCAGCUGGAUGACAUGCUCCUCUCGUGCAAAUACAGAGGGGAGCCCUGUGGCGCUCACAACUUCUCCUCA
Molecule: messenger RNA, 693 nt
Organism: Stegastes partitus (bicolor damselfish)
Lineage: Eukaryota; Metazoa; Chordata; Actinopteri; Pomacentridae
Product: acid-sensing ion channel 2-like
Exons: 1
Biological process (GO): sodium ion transmembrane transport
Cellular component (GO): plasma membrane
Molecular function (GO): ligand-gated sodium channel activity
Source: RefSeq, a predicted model, not a curated record